AUGAAGGCUCUCAUUCUCGUCGGAGGGUUUGGUACCCGUCUGCGACCUUUGACAUUGACCCUCCCCAAACCUCUGGUCGAGUUCGGCAAUCGUCCCAUGAUCCUCCACCAAGUCGAAAGUCUGGCCGCCGCCGGAGUAACGGAUAUUGUCCUGGCCGUCAACUACCGCCCCGACGUGAUGGUGGCGGCCCUCAAGAAGUACGAGGAGCAAUACAAUGUUCGCAUUGAGUUCUCCGUCGAGACCGAACCGCUGGGCACGGCUGGUCCGCUGAAGCUGGCGGAGAAGAUCCUCGGCAAGGAUGACACGCCCUUCUUCGUGUUGAACUCGGAUAUCAUCUGCGACUUCCCCUUCAAGCAGCUGGCCCAAUUUCACAAGAGCCACGGUGACGAGGGCACCAUCGUCGUCACCAAGGUCGACGAGCCCUCCAAGUACGGUGUCGUCGUCCACAAGCCCAACCACGCCUCGCGCAUCGACCGCUUCGUCGAGAAGCCCGUCGAGUUCGUCGGCAACCGCAUCAACGCCGGCAUCUACAUCCUGAACCCCAGUGUGCUGAACCGCAUCGAACUGCGUCCCACCUCCAUCGAACAGGAGACCUUCCCCGCCAUCUGCAACGACGGCCAACUGCACUCCUUUGACCUGGACGGCUUCUGGAUGGACGUCGGUCAGCCCAAGGACUUCCUCACGGGCACCUGCCUCUACCUCACCUCGCUCGCCAAGCGCAACUCCAAGCUGCUCGCCCCUCACUCCGACUCCUACGUCUACGGCGGCAACGUCAUGGUCGACCCGUCGGCCAAGAUUGGGAAGAACUGCCGUGUCGGCCCCAACGUGGUCAUCGGUCCCAACGUGGUGGUCGGGGACGGAGUGCGUCUGCAGCGCUGUGUGUUGUUGGAGAACAGCAAGGUCAAGGAUCAUGCCUGGGUCAAGUCGACCAUCAUCGGAUGGAACAGCUCCGUGGGCAAGUGGGCCCGUCUGGAGAAUGUGACCGUCCUCGGUGACGAUGUCACCAUCGCCGACGAGGUCUAUGUCAACGGCGGUUCCAUCUUACCCCACAAGAGUAUCAAGCAAAAUGUCGAUGUACCUGCAAUCAUCAUGUAA
Molecule: messenger RNA, 1095 nt
Organism: Aspergillus campestris IBT 28561
Lineage: Eukaryota; Fungi; Ascomycota; Eurotiomycetes; Eurotiales; Aspergillaceae
Product: mannose-1-phosphate guanyltransferase
Exons: 4
Coding region: 1-1095 (364 amino acids)
Biological process (GO): cell wall mannoprotein biosynthetic process; GDP-mannose biosynthetic process
Cellular component (GO): cytoplasm
Molecular function (GO): mannose-1-phosphate guanylyltransferase (GTP) activity; GTP binding
Source: RefSeq, a predicted model, not a curated record